This is a messenger RNA of Psilocybe cubensis, 1506 nucleotides long. RefSeq lists its product as uncharacterized. The transcript is spliced from 2 exons. NCBI's taxonomy places the organism in Eukaryota, Fungi, Basidiomycota, Agaricomycetes, Agaricales, Agrocybaceae. Bases 1 to 1506 code for a protein of 501 amino acids. Gene Ontology annotation, molecular function: protein binding. The record is from RefSeq and is a predicted model, not a curated record.
AUGCAUCCAGCAUUAUCCAUAGACGAAAUUUUAUGCCGAAUAUUCUACUUUUGCUCCGAAUACGACCAACGAUCUUUACUGUUUGCAGCGCAAACAUGCAAAGCCUGGACAGAUCCUGCGCUUGAUUUGCUUUGGAGACGAUUGCACUCCCUCGGACCUUUAUUACUAUUACUCCCAGGAAUCACAAUAUCGAACGAUGAAUACAUCUAUACAGACUCAGGCUCCACGGGUGACCUCCGUCUAUUCAAUUCAUAUGCACGCCGAGUCAAACAUAUCAGCAACAAACAAAGACUUAGAAUCAAUCCAUCAAUGACCUCACGACUACGCUCUGCCUACACCAACGGGACACAACUGUCAAAUCUCACAACUGCCCACAUAUCCAUCCACAAAACUAAUUCAUUCUUGCUGCCAUAUCAUAUAUCUUCAAAACUUAGUCGCCUCAACAUUGACAUCGGUUUUCAACGGCAAGAGGCUGACAUUUUUGCAGUCUUAUGUGAAUAUCUUGAACAUGUACAUUUUCUUUGUGACGACCUCCGCCACCUCAGUCUCCGCGGACUCGCUGAUAAACGUUUAAAUGAAGUCAUCGCUGGAAUGCAACGCCUUGAAACCAUUUCCCUUCGACUGGGACGAACACUGUCAUUGGAAACUGUCACUGCUAUCAAGACCUUUCCAUAUCUAACGGAGCUAGAAAUUCAUGCAGGCCAUCUAGCAGUGGACCUCUCAGACGAAAUAUACCAAGCUAAUAACCUACAAUCUUUUCCAUCUCUGAAAAAACUGACGAUCCGAGCACAAUCACCUCUAAUAGAAAAUCUUAUCCAGUGCGUUCAAAAUAAUACCCUAAAUUAUCUUCAUAUCGAAUUGGAGGAUUCCACUUCACAUUCGUCCUGGGACACCAUUUUUACCUCAAUCACCCUCAAAGCAUCUCUUACCCUCCACCAUCUAUCAUUAGAGCAUCAUUACGAAAUACCGGAACAGCCUAUAUUUAUCGCGUCUGGCGCAACUCACAGUACUCAGGGUACGGACCCCACCGAUACUUCUAUGCGCUUCGAUACUCUGCAAAUUUUAUCUAAACUUAAAUCUCUUCGUCAUUUCACACUGGACCUCACACUUCCAACAAUUACGUCCGAUGACGUUGUCGACAAGAUCAUCUCUUGGUGGCCAAACCUUGAGCACUUCGAAUUGGGAUUAUUCUCUCAGGUUGAUGAUAUCACAAAUAUUACGAAUUCGGUAAAGAUAUCGACCGCUGUCCUCCCCUUGUUCGCUUCUAAGUGCCCCAAACUCAAUCGCCUCAUAAUACCGUUAGCGAUUGAUGAAAUACCGGUGUUAUACCCACUCCCGUGGAUCCCUUUGCCCAGUGAACUCCGCAACCUUACCAUUGCUCGACUGAAUACCCCGGACCCAAUUGAACUUGGUCAAUUUCUUCGAAAACUGUUCCCCAACUUGGAACGUCUGGAGGGUCCUUGCGAUGAUGCUCAAAUGUGGAUCGAUGUCAACAACAGGUUGUGA